AUGGGUUCAAUUUCCCCCCCUCGCCAGCAGGUUGUGCAAUGCAAAACAAUCGAUGGCAUCAGUCUCGAAGGAUGGUUCUUUGAGGUUGAUGGCCCCGCGCCUGCUAUCAUCAUGUCCCACGGUUUCAAUUGCGUCAAAGAAAUGAGCCUUGAAGACACUGCACGAACCUUCCAAUCCGUGGGCUACAACGUCCUAAUCUACGAUGCCCGUAGUGUUGGAGGCAGCGGUGGCUUCCCCAGGAACCAAAUCAAUCCACACCAGAUGGUCGAGGACGUCUCCGACGUGGUUACCUACGUAGGCAGCCUCCCCAGUGUUGACUCCCGCCGCAUCAUGCUAUGGGGUAUGUCCUUUGGCGCCACGGUCAGCGGUAUUGCAGCCAGCAUAGACCGUCGCGUCGUCGCCGUCCUAAUGGUCUGCCCAAUUUUCAGCAUGGUGCGGCCAGACAGACGCAAAGCCGCCUUUGCACAGCUCAUCAAAGACCGCCAGUCACAAUUGCGCGGCAACGAACCCUUCACCCUCCAGCCGUUUAACAGCAAAGGCGAAAACCCAAUUGGAUACGCAGGCAGUGGCGGCCCCGGUGGAAAAGAAGGGUAUAGGCUGAUGAAAGCCGCAGCGGACCGUGGUCAUCCAAAUUUCCGCGACAGAAUCACCUUGCAAAGCUAUCAUAAGAUGGCUCUGUUCAGGCCAAAAGAGCUGCUAGAGGCCGUGGAGGAUGUACCAAUCAUGAUGAUGAUUCCGGAAUUGGAUGAUAUCAGUCCGGCCGAGGAACAGCUGGCGGCAUUCAAGGGAAUCUCGGCCCCGAAAAGAUUGCACUGGGCUGAAGGAGCCGGCCAUAUGUCGAUUCUAACGGGCGAAGGAUCAGGAAUGAUAUUGCAGGCGAUGUUGGAUUUCUUUGAUGAUGCGUUGAAUGGGAACAUAGAGUAG
Molecule: messenger RNA, 924 nt
Organism: Penicillium robsamsonii
Lineage: Eukaryota; Fungi; Ascomycota; Eurotiomycetes; Eurotiales; Aspergillaceae
Product: alpha/beta hydrolase
Exons: 2
Coding region: 1-924 (307 amino acids)
Source: RefSeq, a predicted model, not a curated record